Molecule: messenger RNA, 793 nt
Organism: Pelobates fuscus (common spadefoot toad)
Lineage: Eukaryota; Metazoa; Chordata; Amphibia; Anura; Pelobatidae
Product: ras-related protein Rab-38-like
Exons: 3
Coding region: 72-707 (211 amino acids)
Biological process (GO): phagosome-lysosome fusion; endosome to lysosome transport
Cellular component (GO): phagocytic vesicle; late endosome; trans-Golgi network
Molecular function (GO): GTP binding; GTPase activity
Source: RefSeq, a predicted model, not a curated record
UAAUCCGUCAGUAUCUACCCAUCAGUCUAGGAGGAACAAGUCGAAAGUUCAUCUUGAGGUGUAAGAGGGAGAUGAGUUCACCUGAGAGAGAAUUUCUGUGUAAAGUGCUUGUCGUGGGCGAUCUUGGUGUUGGCAAGACAUCGAUCAUACAGCGGUAUGUCCACAACAUCUUCUCCCAGUGUUACCGAGCAACCAUUGGAGUCGAUUUUGCCCUGAAAAUCGUGAACUGGAACGAGGACACGGUGGUCCGAUUACAGCUUUGGGAUAUUGCAGGUCAGGAGCGGUUUGGCCAUAUGACACGUUUGUAUUACCGUGAAGCUGUAGGAGCUCUCGUGGUGUGUGACGUGGGACGUGAAGCCACGGUGCAAUCAGUCCAGCGUUGGAAAGAAGAUCUGGACUCCAAAGUGUCUUUACAGAGUGGAAAACCAAUCCCAUUAAUACUGCUAGGGAACAAGUGCGACCAACUCCCUCCAGGCUGCAGCACCCGAAAUCUAGAGGAGAUGAGUAAAGAGAUGGGGUUCAGUGGCUGUCAUCUGACCUCUGCAAAGGAAAACAUGAACAUCCAUGAAGCAGUUUCCUGUUUAAUUAAGGAAAUGAUUGCUAAUGAGGAAGAUUCUGAACGUGCGAAUGACCCCAGUAUAGUAAAGCCAUCUCUUCGACCCCUAUCGCUACCUAUCUGCAAGAAUUGCUCACUUUGCUCACGGUGAUGGCCUCGUGCCUUUGUAUUCGUGCGGAUCUAUGUCAUUGUAGUUGUUUCUGUUUGAAUUCGUACCUAAUUUAUACUGUGUAAAAA